AUGACCUCCCUCGCUUCUUCUAUCUCGGGCGGCCAGCGCAAGCGCGUUAGUAUCGGCCUCGAGCUCGCCGCCGCGCCGAUGGCUCUCUUCCUCAAUGAGCCGACCAGUGGUUUGGAUGUCAGUGCUGCGCUGGCAAUUAUGGCGUUGUUAAAGAGGUUGUCCACUCUGGGAGUGACUGUCAUGUGUAUCAUCCACCAGCCGAGGCCUGAGGUUUUGGAUCUUCUUGAUGGGUUGACGGUGCUACACAGGGGUCACCAAAUUUACCACGGCGGUGUUGCCGGGCUGACGAACCACUUCUCCGAGAUGGGCUUUGGGCUGUCGGAGAAGUCCACCCUGGCCGACGCCGUGCUGGAUAUUAUCUCAGGCCACGGCAGCGCAACCGCACCAGGGGCCAAAGGAACCACACCAACCCUUGAUGAUCUCCUCGACAUUGGCCCCUUCCUGUCGAGCGCGCUCAACUACACGCUCGUGCCCCAGAUUGGCCUGGCGGCGGCCGCGCCGGGGGUGAAGACUUUUGGGGAGGAGAAGCAGAUCUACUGGCGCGAGGUGAACUCCGGGCACUCGCGGCUGGCGUACUACGUGGGCAAGGUGCUGGCGACGUUCCCGCGGCUGGCCAACUCGGCCAUGCACUUCACCACCUUCUACUGCGUGCUGGCCACGCCGUGGAUGCACUUCUGGAGCAUGCUCCUGUCCAAACUACUUCUGAUUAUUGGUGUCUGGGGGGGGUAUGGCCCACCGCUGUACCUGGUCAAGGAGUGGCAUCUUGAGUGGCUGUGGCGGUUGUGCCCCGGGGUAUGGUUGACCGAGGUCUACUUUGAUAAAUACUUGGCUAUCAUGAGCCACUUGUACGAUCUGGACCUUGCUGCCAGUUGGACAUGUUAUGUACAGGGUCGUUUCAGCAUGGACAUUGGUUAUAGACUCAUUGGGUAUGGGAUCACCGAUGGCGACACAGCCGCGACAGCCGAGACAGCCGAGACAGCUGAGACAGCCAAGACAGUUCAGGAUGGGGAGGAAUGGCCGGAUAUCGAUUGCAAGGCAUCAUCACUACACAGUGACGUUGACUCUGAUCCGGAACUCUGCUUGGCGGUAGAAGCCCAUGAGCCCAUCAUGUCGCUGUAUGCUCACGCCAUGUUCUCAGAAUUCAUGUGGGCUGUGGCAAAGGAGGUAGCAAAGAGGCCGGGCGAGCGCAUCACGGAAUUACGAACCGACGACACCGGCAACAGCAACACUCGAGGGAGUUUCACACUCUGGGACAGGCAUCUGUCAACCAUGGCUCAGGAGAUUCGAAAUACGGGACUCGGAAGUCUAGAUCAGAUCUACCUGAGCAUCAUCCCGCCAUUCAGCGCCGAGAAGCUGCUCCCCGAGCCGAAGGAGGUCGUUACGCUCGUGAAACAACACGCCGAGCAGCUAGCGAGAAUUAAUCACUGGAAACAGACGAGUGACGCAUGGUAUUGGCUCCUCCAACCGGCGAAUAUGUUCCCAGAGGAUGGCGAAUUCUACAGGACAGCCCAGUACGAGGCGAAGGAUGAACUUGGACGGUCACCGUUACACAUAGCGGCCCUAGCAGGCGACGACGAGCUCGCAAAGCUGCUGAUCCGCAGUCUUGCAGAUGUGAACCUGGGGGAUAUGAGAGGCGGAACAGCACUACACGUUGCCGCUGCAAAUGGGGAGGAGGGUAUCGUACGGCUGCUCAUCGCUAAUGGCGCCAACAUGGACGCGGCAGACAUGGAUGGGUUAACACCGGUCUAUGCAGCUGCUGCUCAAAAGCAGGAGGCCAUCGCCAGCCUUCUGCUGGAAAGCGGCGCCAACAAGAACGCCGCGGACCAUCAGGGAUCAACACUACUACAUAUCGCCGCCUCACGCGAGGAUGAGGCCGUUAUAACGCUGCUUCUAGACUACGGCGCCGAUCAAGACGCAGUGAACGACAAACACCAAACACCGCUCCACACCGCCUCGGCAACCAACAACGCGGCCAUCACCCGGCUGCUGAUCGACAGCGGCGCCAACACGGAGGCCGCCGACGAGGACGGGCAGACGCCACUGCACAUCGUCGCCACGGCCAUGGACAGCAUCGUCGCGGAGCUGCUUCUCGACAAGGGGGCCGACACGGAAGCGCGGGAUCACGAAGGCCGGACGCUGCUGCACGUGGCCAGCCCGACGGCCGGAGCGCUGCUCCUCCAGAGGGGUGCCGACAAGCAUGCACGGGACAAGGAGGGCCGCGAACCGGUGCUGACCGACCAGAGCCAGGAAGCCCGGGAAUAUCAGGCACAGUUGAUGCUGCUGGAGCAGCGGAACAGGAAGCGGAUGCAGAUGGCCCGGCGGGAGUUGGGUUGA
This is a messenger RNA of Chaetomium globosum CBS 148.51, 2334 nucleotides long. RefSeq lists its product as uncharacterized. Gene Ontology annotation, biological process: protein localization to ciliary inversin compartment. Gene Ontology annotation, cellular component: ciliary inversin compartment. Gene Ontology annotation, molecular function: protein binding. The record is from RefSeq and is a predicted model, not a curated record. The transcript has 6 exons. NCBI's taxonomy places the organism in Eukaryota, Fungi, Ascomycota, Sordariomycetes, Sordariales, Chaetomiaceae. The coding region runs from base 1 to 2334 and encodes 777 amino acids.